UUUGUUAGCUUAGGCUUGUAUCAUUUUUGGUAUCAGAGCUUAAAGCUCCUAUCCCCAGGUUGUGUUCAUCCAACCCUUAUCUCUUUUAAUUUUGUUUUGCAUUUUGUUUUUCAUUUAGUUUUGUUUUGCAUAAUCAUAUAAAACCUAUAAAAAGUCACAUUUGUUUCUGUUGCAUCUUGUUUAUCUUGUUUCUAUUUCAUAAAAUCAUAAAAAUAAAAUUGUUUGUCAUUUGUUGCAUUUGUUGCAUUUAGUUCUUUAGUUCUGUCAAAAAUAUUAAAACCCAUAAAAAGUUGUGUUCUUCAUUUGUUCUUCAUCCUGUCGAUUUAAUUGUUUCUUAGAUCCAUAUCUUAAAAAAAAAAAAAAAAAAAAACAUAAAAGCUGUUAGAAUUAAGUUAAUAUCCGAGUUUCCAAAUUUUGGUGGAGUUUUUGAAAGUUUUCCUUCUUCUGGUCAACCGAAACUUAUUCCUUUCCAAAAGAUUUUUGUUUACUUGCAAACUUUAUUAAAAAAAAAAAAAAAAAAAAAAAAAACAUAAAAGCUGUUAGAAUUAAGUUAAUAUCCGAGUUUCCAAAUUUUGGUGGAGUUUUUGAAAGUUUUCCUUCUUCUGGUCAACCGAAACUUAUUCCUUUCCAAAAGAUUUUUGUUUACUUGCAAACUUUAUUAAAAAAAAAAAAAAAAGAGGAAAUCAGAAAUUGCCCAUUUUGUUUAGUGUUUAGUUUCUUCUUCUUUCCUUUAACUUUGCUAGUCACGUUUUCUUGUUUAAUCACUUGAUUCAGAAUACUUUCAUCUUCUUCUUGAGAUAUUUAAUCCUUAACUUGGUAGACAUGGCGACUGAAGAAGAAGCUGAUGAGUACAAUAUUAAUGAAGUUGAUUGGGGUGAAGAACCGGGACACUCAUGGGAAGAUCAAAACUAUGGAGAUGGCUCUGAAGAAGAAGCUGAUGAGUACAAUAUUUCUGAAGUUGAUUUGGGUGAAGAACCGGGAUACUCAUGGGAAGAUCAAAACUAUGGAGAUGGCUCUGAAGAAGACGACCAGUGUAGAGAGUCAAGGGCUGAAGAUGGAUAUGAGGAAGGACCAUGUCGUGGGGAGCUUGAUUCCAAGCCACAAGACCACUACAAGAACCAUACCAUCAACAAGAGCUAUUCUAAACCUUGGUUAAAAUUUACUGAUAAAUUUUAUGACUAUAGUCCAACAGUUUUCACCAAAACACUUGUGUCUUUUUCAGGAAAAGAGAACUACUCCAGAUGGGAGGAAGACAUGGAAAAUUAUUUUUGGGAGUACAAAGUUCCUGAACAUAAGAAGCUGUCCAUAGCCUUAGACACCCUUGUAGGAGAAGCUUACCAAUGGUGGCUUCAAGAGGAAGAAUGUCGCAUCUACUUCAAGGAACCAACCCCACACUGGGAAUAUGUCAAAGAGCUGAUGUAUGAACAUUUCGAGAUGAGGAGAUUACCCCCUAGAACCUGUCCUAAACGUUUUGUUAAACUGAAACCGAGACAACUACAUGAGCGUGAGGUAACUUUAACUUCUCACUAUAAUUCAUAUGAUCAGUUUCGUUUGUAUAAGUUUUCAGGAAAAGGUGAAGACCCUAGAAACUAUCUUCAGUGGGAAGAGGACAUGGAAAGGUACUUCAAGUGCAACUCCAUUCCAAAAGGAGAAUACUUGUCCUAUGGUCUAGGACAGCUCACUGAAAAGGCUCAACGGUAUUGGAAAAGAGAAGAGAAGUAUAGGGAACAAUUUCAAGAGCCUCCUAUACGCACUUGGGAGCAAUUCAAAGGGAUCAUGAGGGAUAGAUUUGCACCUUACAUCCCUACACAACACGCUCAGAAGGUGUCUACAAAGAGAGUAGUACAACCCCAAGUCUUGCAGCCGGCAAACCAGAGGCAAAGCUCAAAACCAGUGCAUACACCUCAUGUAAAGCACAACCAAGGUGAGUACUCUAAAUCUUUAAAACCACCUGAGGUUAUUUGUUAUAGGUGUCAAGGCCAAGGUCAUCUUGCAAAAGAUUGCCCCACAAAACGAGCAGUGAAGAUGGCACUACGUGAAGCAAGAGAAACCAACUUGGAGGUAAGUGAUUCCUUUACUAGAAUAGAUAAAAAGUUUGAUGAUCUUAUCAACUUGAUUAAAGCUGGAUCUAAUUCUGUUUCUAGUAAUUCCAUGACUGUCUUAACACACUUGUCUAGCGCCCAAAAGGUUGAAAGUAUUUCAGGUACUAACAUAGAAAUCAAGGAACAAGAACCCAACCCUGCUGCGCAAUCAAGUCCAACACUUGAUAAGAAUGUUGAUAAAGGUCUAGGUAAUGAGGAGACACGUACAGAAGCUAAACAACAACAGAAUAAUGAGCAAUCUACCCUAGAGACCUCUACACCAGCUGAUCAUGCUUUAGAGGUAGUAAAUACCAAAGCUGAAUCAAUGCAAGAUAACCAGGUACAAUGGAGAAGCAUCCAGAACCAAACUCACAACCUUACACCCAAGCAGUGGUCAAUGGAGAAACCAAUUGUGAAAUAGGAGAUUUCGAAAAGGAGACCACGAUCCUUCCAAGGGAAAUCAUAGACCGACCAUGGAAAGGGGGCAUAGCUUCCCUACUGAUCAAAGAAGAACCACCAGUUGGACAAUGCAUCACAAAACCGUGCAUAUACCAAGGUAAGACCCUAGCCUCCCAAAUUAGAAUGAAACCUAACUUGCUCUAUCUUGGUGCAGGUAAAUUGGUUUUGAGGACAAAACCUUUUGAAGAGGGAGGGAAUGAUGAGGACCUAAAGUCAGUAGCUAGACCACCAACUCAUGAGAUCAACCAUACAAGCUACAUUGGAGCCAGCAGCGACAUAGGUGCACUCAAAGAAGGAUAUCUUUGCAACCAUAAGGAAUUUAACCGUGAAACCAGUUUCUAUAGAUUCUCAACUCAACCAGAGCAC
Messenger RNA from Brassica napus (rape), 2906 nucleotides. RefSeq lists its product as uncharacterized. The transcript is spliced from 2 exons. The record is from RefSeq and is a predicted model, not a curated record. Lineage: Eukaryota; Viridiplantae; Streptophyta; Magnoliopsida; Brassicales; Brassicaceae. Gene Ontology annotation, molecular function: nucleic acid binding; zinc ion binding. Bases 823 to 2502 code for a protein of 559 amino acids.